AUGGAUAGCAAGUUCAAAGUACACGAUCUAAUAGUCAAAGUUUAUGCACCAUAAACCACCAAUUCAGAAAGAAAAUAAGUUGAAGCAGAGCUAUAUGACUUAGAUCCUAUAAAGCUACAAGCUGGUGUAUACUACAUGAACUAUAUCAAGAAAAUGCUUAAGUCUAGAAUUAUUGAGAACUCUGAGCUCUAAUAUGUAUCUGAGAAUCUCAUUAGAUUAUUAACACUCAAGAAUGUGUAAAACUCCAUUAAGAUGCAGCUCCAGCUUGCCUUAGAAAAUGUCCUUAAUAUAGACACUGCAAGAGGGUCUUAAGGGAAGUAAUUGGUUUAGCAAUUCUUUAACGAGAUCUGCUUCAAUGCAUUCACCAAUCUGACAAUUGAAUCAACUCUUGACAUCAGCGGGCUAUUCAUGAUUAUUAGUGCUCUAUUCAAGACUUGUGGGAAUGAAUAAUUUAUCUUAUAGAUGUUCUAGAUGAUCCACUAGCAGAUGGGAAAACUUAUCAAUUAGAUUCUAAUAGCAACAAUUAAGAUAGUAAUGGAGUAGAAUUCGCUUAUUUAGUAGCAAUUAAUUAAUGAUCCUUCACAGUUACCACUCAUUUAGUAUCUGAAUAUUUCUGAAAAUCUCCAAAUAGUCAAAACAUGGGCAUUGAUUCAUGUUGAAAUGCUUCAAAAGUUCAAAAAGCUUAAGUUCAAAGCUGGCAUUAAGUUCAUCGCAGCAUCAGAUGAUUAUGCAAGAUAAUUUAAUUCAAUCCUCAAGUUUUAUGUGCCUCCAAUUAAUCUAACUCAGGAAAUCUUGCUUGAGACUGAAGGAUCUCUCGUUACUAAUAGUGGAGAUCAUAAUCUAGAUUUGAUAAUAAAUGAGACCAAGUUAAAAACCCUAUAGUGCUUGAAAAUCAUUUGGAAUUAUCUCAUUAAAAAGAAGCCAAAGAAUCUUUACUCUGCAAUAAAUCCAUAUGUCUAAUGUGCUUAGUAAAUGGUCCAUGUUCUUGCAAAUACACUAACCAGUUUAGCAGUGAAUCCUAAUCUUGAAUCAAUUCUAGAGAACGGUCACAUAAAUGGAAUGGUCAUUCAUGGAAUUGAUAUAAUUGCUUCCUUCUCAAAUGAGAGAGACUUCUAAUUCUUCUAUACUUAGAACUCUUUUAAAUUACUCAUUUAAGUUAUCCUGCCCUUGCUAAGAUUAUCUGAGAAGGAGAAAGAUGACAUUGAAAACAAUCCCAAAGAAUUCGUUAAUUACUCCAUUGAUAUAUGCUAAAAGCAAAAAUCCAAAACAUAUAAGACUUAGGCAGCAAAGCUUCUUGAGAGUAUCAUUGACCAUGUUGAUGGAAUGCUUACCUUCACUGUUAAUUUCUGCAUAGAAGUCAUUUAAAAUAUCAUGCAGGGAGGAGGCUAGACAGAUUAUAUUUAAUAGAUAAUUACUAAAUUCAGGCUUAAAUUUGAGAGUGAAGAGGAAUUUAUGGAGGUAUGUCUCUUGGCCUUGACUAUAAUAAGCUAUGCGUUGAUAAAGAGAUAAGAUCUGAUGAGAAAUCUUGAUCAAUUGGUUUUACAACAUUUGCAGACAUUUAUGUCUGACUAACAAUCACCUAUAAUCAAGAAUAGAUUCUGCUUAUUCCUGGCUUUCUAUCUGGAUCAACUUAUGCUUACCGUACCACAGACUACUUAAGAAAUAAAUUUUGAAAAGAUCCUGCAAUUCUUGAUUGGCUAACUUGGAAUUAAAGGCUAGAAGAUAGUUUCACUACAAGCACUUGAUACUUUAGUGACAUAGACAAGUGAAAGAGUAUUGACGCUCAAAAUAUAGCAAAACUUUGACUGGAUUAUUGAUACAUUAGCUAAUUAUAACAUCAAUCUGAUGCUGCAUGCUUAUUUUGACUUCCUUAGUGAUUUUAUUAAGGCCCACUACUCAAACUUCACUCAGGAUAAUCUUAUUACAUUUAUGCAAUCAUUAGUCAAUAGAAUACAAAAGGAACUUAUUCAGCAGGAAGAAAAAGCAGGGAAAAAGACAUUAAAUUUAAAGUCCAAAAAUCCAAUAAAGCAAGUCAGUACAAAAGCAAAUAUAAGGAUCAAUAAAUGCUGGAAUACAAUUAGAUUUAUAGCAGAGCAUCAAUACUUUAUACUUAAUUUUUUGCAAAUCAUUGAAGAUUCUCUGCUACCUCUAUUUGAGUAUUUGCUUAAGCCUUCUUUGAUUGACUUUGAUGAUGACAUCAUAUUCUGCCUUAGCUCUUUAAUGAAAAAGUCAAAGCAUGUAUCACCAGCUCUAAGAAAGAUAUUCCCUUACUUACCAUAAUUUCAAAGUAAAUACAAAGGUAUUUUUGGGCAUCUUUUAGAGGCAGUUAAUUAUUACAUUAUUUAUGGAAAAGAAUUCUUUGAAUAAGAUUAGUAAAAUUUGGGAUUGCUGUUUGAAAUGGCGCAAUAGAGUAUAUUUAAGAAAGAAAAGAGUAUGAUGCUUAGUAAUAAUUUAGAAGGAGUAAUGCUUUUGCAUAUGAUGCUAUAGAAUCUUGAUGGAGAUUUGAUAAAAUAAGCAAAAUGUGAUAUUCUUACAACUGUAAUGUCAAGACUUAACGACAAGCCUAUGUCUAAGACAUUUUAGAGAUCACUGCUUGAAGUUUUCCUCUCUUCAAUGUUGCAGGAUAUUGAAAUAACUCUAACUUAUCUUUAGUAAUAAGGAUUUAUUAGAACUUUCUUUACAAGUGUAUUUGAAUCCUGGAGGUAAAUGAGAUAACCUUAUGAAAGAAAAGUUCUAGCAUUGGCACUAAUCAAUCUACUAUUUAAUUCAAACAUGCCAUAAGAUAUCUAGGAUUAAUUUGGCUUCAUGCUUGGGGAACUUGUUAACAUCCUUAUUCAUCAACAGCGUUUGGAAUAAAAAGCUUUACUUAGGAAAAAGAAGAGUCUGGAAAGUGCUUUAGUGGAUAAUAUCCUGUCAGAUGAAGAAGAGGAGGAAAAGUUAAACAGUCAGGAUUAAGAGCUUAUGGAUGAUGGUGGCUCAAAACCAAUAUUUUCUGUGACCAAGAUUAGAAUUCCACUAACUUAGCAAAACACUAACAAUGGGUAGAGUGAUAUCGAGUUCAAAGCAGAAAUUGGAGACUAGGAGGAAGACUAUAUAAAUGAAUCAGAUUUUAAACAAGAAGAGUAUGACUUAUAAAUCAUGAUAAAUGUGAUGGUUACAAGAAUUAAUGACAUUGAUGAAUUCGAGUAGUUCAAUCAGUCAUUUAAGAGAGCAUAUAGUGCGAAUAGUUCUUUCCUCUCAGCAGCAAUUGAGACAUCUCUCAGCUAAAAAUAAAAAGAUAACCUUAACGCAUUAUUAAAAACUAGAAGAGUUGAGCUAUAAACUGUUCCCAGUGAUGAAAAUGAAAUGGUUGAUGAAUCCUCAUAAGGCAGUGCUGGAAUAAAAGUGCCAAGAAGAAUCGUAACUGUUAAAAGAAGACUGCAAGGCAAUUCAACUCCAUCAACACAAGAAUAAACUUCAUUUUUCAACAGUCAGCUACAAUGA
This is a messenger RNA of Stylonychia lemnae, 3483 nucleotides long. The record is from the annotation of a GenBank genome assembly. NCBI's taxonomy places the organism in Eukaryota, Ciliophora, Spirotrichea, Sporadotrichida, Oxytrichidae.